Molecule: messenger RNA, 5026 nt
Organism: Thamnophis elegans (Western terrestrial garter snake)
Lineage: Eukaryota; Metazoa; Chordata; Lepidosauria; Squamata; Natricidae
Gene: IGSF9
Product: immunoglobulin superfamily member 9
Exons: 21
Coding region: 679-4758 (1359 amino acids)
Biological process (GO): cell-cell adhesion
Molecular function (GO): protein binding
Source: RefSeq, a predicted model, not a curated record
AAGAGGCUGGGGAGUGGGAGGGGGGAGCAGCAGAGCGAAGCCCCCGCCCCUCCAUUGUGUGGGAACUUUCCUCCCCGCACGACCCCCCCGCCCGGACAGGAGUUUCCCACUUUGAGCGUCUGCUUGGUUUUCUAGCAAAGCGAAGUCGCUCCGAAUCGGGAUUUGGAGCAGAUGCAAAAAAGAGGAUCGGAUUUGCGCUUCGGAGCAGCCGCGGAGUAAAUUGCACGGAGUGCAAGGGGAGAGAGAGAGAGCGCAGCGCCCGGUCACCCGCGGGCGCCGCGUUGCAAAGCUUCGCGUCGCGCAAAGUUAGCCCUUAGCGGAGCCGUGGAUGGCGGCGGGACGGGGGCUGUCCGGACCGGACCGAGAGCCCUGGCCGGGAGUGGGCAUCUCCCGGCGGAGACGAGCAGGUCAAUGCUGAAGGGGAAAUUCCCCCACCGAAAAUGCUCCGGGAUUCCCACCAGCAGAUCGGCGGGAGAUGAAAAGCGGGGCUUGGGUGCCAGACGCUUCCCUGGCACCUCUGGAAGGCUGCGUUGAAAAGCCAGAGGCUUGGUGCGCGAGGACGGUGUGAUUGGACGGCUGGCAUCCUUUCCCUAGAGGCCGCCGCCCAAAUAUCCCGCGCGCGGAGGGUCUCAGAAGAAGCGGUCAUCCCACGCAGCGCUGGGCCUGGGUAGCUGUGCUAUGAAUUGGUUGCUGAGGCUUCUCUGCGUCAGCCUGGUCUACAUCAGCCUUGCUGGAGCAGGUAACAACAGCAAAGCCCAACCUCGCACGGUGGUUGGCCGCCAAGGAGAGAGCGCCCUUCUGCGCUGCAACCUGCUGAAGCCAGACGAGACGAAUCCCCCGCUCUACGUCAUUGAGUGGGUGCGAUUCGGUUUCUUGCUUCCCAUCUUCAUCAAAUUCGGGCUGUAUUCCCCCCGGGUGGAUCCAGAUUACGUUGGUCGUGUACGCAUCGAAGCUGGGGCUUCCCUACAGAUUGACCGUCUGCGCACCGAGGACCAGGGCUGGUACGAAUGCCGGGUUCUAUUCCUCAAUCGCCCCAACAAUGAUGAUGAAUUUCAGAAUGGCACCUGGAUCCACCUCAUUGUCCAUUCUCCCCCCGUCUUCCAGAAGACCCCCCCAGCUUUGAUAGAGAUCCAGGACCAAAAAUCGGUGACCCUCUCCUGUUCGGCCACCGGCAACCCGCCGCCUCUCGUCUCUUGGAAGAGAGACAGCCAAACCAUUGACAAUGGCAACGAAAUGCAGGUGAAAAAUGGGACUUUGUUUAUCGCUAGAGUCGAACGGAGCUCUGCUGGCCUGUACUCCUGCCACGCCACCAAUCAGGAGGGCGCUCUCAUUCACACAACCCGCCUCCUCAUCCAAGGUCCACCGGUGAUUGUGGCCCCUCCGAAGGACAUCACCGUCAACCUCAGCCAAAAUGCCUUCUUUGCGUGCCGAGCUGAAGCCUAUCCCGCCAACCUCACCUACAGCUGGUUUCAGGGCGGCACCAACGUCUUCCAUCUCAGCCAUCUCCGGUCACGGAUUCAAAUCCUGGUGGAUGGAAGCCUUUUGGUGCAGAAAACAACCCCGGAGGAUUCGGGGAAAUAUACUUGCAUCCCCAGCAAUGGGCUGCGGAAAUCGCCCUCGGCUUCUGCCUCCCUUACCGUUCUCUAUCCAGCUCAAGUCGCUAAGAUGCCUCCAGAGACCUUUCUGCCAAUUGGCAUGCAAGGCGUAAUCCGGUGCCCCAGCAGAGCCAACCCUCCCCUGCUCUCGGUCAGCUGGAUCAAAGAUGGGCAGCCGCUGGAGAUUGGCAAGUUCCCAGGUUGGUCCCUGAAAACCGACGGGACGAUUGUCAUCGCCACAAGCAACGAUGACGCCCUGGGCGUGUAUGCUUGUACCCCGUACAACAGUUUUGGAACAGCUGGUAUUUCGGCACCCACACGGGCCCUCCUCAAAGACCCUCCCACGUUCACCCUUCGGCCCAAAGAGGAAUAUUUCCAGGAGGUGGGCCGGGAACUGCUAAUUCCAUGCCUGGCUCAAGGAGACCCCGUACCCAUCACCUCUUGGACAAAAGUGGGAAGCAAGACCUUGGCCAACGCGCAGGUGGACACAAAUGGCAGCCUGAACCUGCGGCCCCUGACGAAGGAGCAGCACGGCUUGUGGGAAUGUGCCGCCAACAACGGCGUGGCCAGGAUUAGCGCCACCACCACUGUCUACGUGUUGGGUACCAGUCCACAUGCCGUGGUCAACAUCUCCGUGUGGCCCCUACGACAAGCAGUCAAUGUAACCUGGGAACCAGGUUUUGAUGGAGGUUAUUUCCAGAGGUUCAGCAUCUGGUACACGCCAAUAUUGAGACGCCUGAACCGGCCCCACCACGACUGGGCCUCGUUGCCGGUGCCUGUGGGGGCUUCCCACAUCCUGGUGGAGAACCUCCGGCCAGAUAUGAGCUAUCAGUUCAGCGUCUUGGCUCAAAACAAACUCGGCAGUGGUCCGUUCAGCGAAAUCAUCUCCAUCGCGCCUCUGGGUGUCCCCACUCAGACUGUGCCCCCCGUCCUCCCAACCACGGCCUCCCUGGUCUUCCUCCCCCCACCCCAGUUCCUGAGAUCCAACGAGACCAUGCGGGGGGUCCUGCUCCUGUGGGAACCUCCACUCCACGAUCCUUCGGCCUUGAUGGGAUAUGCCCUGGAGCUGCGGCAGAACCGGGGGAAGUGGGAGGUGCUGAGUGGGUCCAUUCCCAGCUCCGAGACCCAAUUCCUGGUGCCUGGACUCAUCAAGGAUACCUUCUAUGAGUUCCGCCUGAUGGCCUUUGCCGGUAGCUACAUCAGUUACCCCAGUAAUGUGGUCAAUGUUUCAACCACGGGGAUGGAGGUGUACCCUUCCCGCACCCAGCUCCCUGGGAUGCUACCCCAACCUGUGCUGGCUGGCGUAAUUGGGGGCGUCUGCUUCCUGAGCAUGGCGGUCAUCUUCAGCACCAUGGCCGCCUGUGUCAUGAACCGGAGGAGAGCAGCCCGUCUCCGCAAACGCAGGCAAGAUCUACCCAUUGUGUUUUCCUCCACCAAGAAGCUUCUGUCUACGCAGCAUUCAACAGAUACGGCGAGCUCGGACAGCAUUAUGAAGCUGAAAUUUCAGGGGUCUCACUAUGAGAGCCUUCCCCGGAGCCUCUCGUGGGGCAAGAAAGCCAGCCGUAACCUCAGCCUCAAUCUCUCCAGCAGCCACGCCUCCAACAGCACCGAUUACAUCCUCUACAAGAGCCACGAGGACCAAUCGCUUCCUCUCGAGCGCAUCUCCCGGGGUCCCGACGGCCGCUUUGUGGUACAAAGCGAGGAGGUGUCCCGAGAACGCCACAGCCCCUCCUCCCACAGGGAAAGCCCACCGGAGCCCUACCUCCAAGUCUUCUCCUCUCCCAAGGAAGCCCAGUGGCACCGCAGUGUCCACCUGAGAGCCAAGAACACCGGACAGGCCCAGCAGGAAGCCAAGGCUUCAAACCAUCGACAAGGCCGCUAUUUCGACUACAGCAGCAGCCUGACAGAGGAAGGAGAGCCCUUGCGUGCCGCCACGCCGUACAGCACGAUCCCAGAUACCCAGUGGCUCCGGGACACCGUGGCAUCUUCUCCGUCCUCCUCACCUCACUGCACGUCCAGAUCUUCCUCUCCGACAGUCCUCCCCGGCGCGAGUAAUUCGGCCCAGAGUGGGAUUCUCCAGUAUUUGAGUUUGCCCUUCUUCAAAGAGAUGAACGUGGACGGCGAUUGGCCGCCGGAGAACGAAAAAGAUGACGGAACUUUGGUGGAGGCCGUCAAUCAUGAGCCCGGACUUCUGGGCAGCCCCAGGAGGUCUUUUAUGCCAGACCAGGACAGGACAGCUGGUCCCAUCUACAUGGACAUGGAGGCCGAUUCGAGCACCGUUCAGGAUCAGCUCGCGGAAACGUCCUUCCUCCAACUUCCGGAUCCCGAUACGGGUCCCGCGAAGACACCCUUGCCUGGGUCCCUGGCUUGCCCGCUGUACCUCUGUUCCAGGACCGAGAGCCCGCCACCGAAGGACCAAGGAUGGUUAUGGACGCUGUCGCCUUCCUCGUCGCCGUCCUCCCAGCCCCUCCCGGAUUGCCCCCAGGCUGAGCUGUCCUGCCUGGCCCUCCCUUUGCCCGAGCUGCCCGCCGAGAAGCCCAAGUCGCCCACCGCCAAUUUCCCACAAGCCCUCCCCUCGGAGAAAUUCCUGAGGGGCAGCUUGACCAGCAGCCAAAGCAGUGGGCGGGGCAGCGCUUCUUUCAUAAGGCCGUCGUCGUUGGCCACCUCUGUAGCGGGCAGCUACCUCAGUUCCCCUUUCGGAGACGCGCCCAGCGGCCGAAGCAGCUCUGUGGGGGACGAGAACAGAUACAAAAAGGAGAAUUUAGCGGCUGUCUUGGAGAAAAGGAGGAACACUUCCGUGGAUGAAAACUACGAAUGGGACUCGGAGUUUGCUCUGGAGUCGGAAUUACUGGACGCCUUACAACUCUAUCGGAGCGGAGACCCCAAGCGACCCAUUUCCACUAUCGCAGCCCACGACUUGGAGAGACAGAGCUUCAGAGGCUCCACUGAAUCCAGCAGAACAUCUCCUACUAAUUCACAGUCGGUCAGCGCCUUGGAUGGGUCCAGCCCUCCGCUUCCCUUGGCAAAUCCGGAGGAGCGUUGCGCCGCCCUGCGCAAGGAAUUCCUCGCUUACCGCCGCCGGCGAGAAAUGAUUCAGCAACGGCGGCAGAAGAGGGACCCUGGCGGGAAGGAUGAAAGAUUUGAACAAGCCACCUUAUUCUAAAAAUCCCUUCCCUGGGAUUUUGUAUUUUUGGAGUGGGGCGGGAUACAGUUCACCGUCUGUCCACCAGAGGGCAGCUUUGGGACAACUUGAACGCUAAGUCUGCCCUCUAGAGGCACACAAGAGAACUGCUUUGUAAAUUCCAAAGAUAAUAGGCAUUUUUUAAAAAAAAAAACAACUCCCCCCCCCCCCCAAAUCUCUGGAAUAUUUUAUGCAGGCAGGGAGAAAAAAAUACAUUGACGCCACCCCUGUGGGUUUCUUUGUGUGUGAA